AGAAAAUAACCGAUGUGGGACUGAAAAAACACUCGUCUUCUUCAGGCAAAAUCCAUGGAGAGAGGAAAAAUACACUCACUCUUCUCUCUCUACUUGUGCUUUUCUUGUGCUCACUAUUAUUAAUUUCUCUCGCUUUUUCCCCCUUUCUCUCUCUACCCAACCCAGAAAUACACUCACGAACGAACCCAUCAUCAUUUCCAGUACUCGAAGGAGGAACAAUCGCCUCUGUGCCUUCCAAUUUCUGUCACUGAUUUUGUCCAAUUUGAGGGAAAUAUGAAGGAAAAGAGUGAAACUGGAGGUGGGUAUGUGAGGGCAGAUCAGAUAGAUCUGAAGAGCUUAGACGAGCAGUUGCAGAGACAUUUGAGCAAAGCAUGGACUAUGGAGAAGAACAAGAGCAAGGUAGACGAAGGCGGCGGCGGCGGCGGCGGUGGUGGUGGUGGAAAGCUGCCGAUCGCCAGGCAGGAAUGGGAGAUUGAUCCUUCUAAACUCAUCAUCAAAAGCGUCAUAGCUCGUGGUACUUUUGGAACUGUUCAUCGUGGAAUUUAUGAUGGCCAAGAUGUUGCUGUUAAACUUCUUGACUGGGGUGAAGAGGGUCAUAGGUCGGAGGCAGAAAUCGCGUCGCUUAGAGCAGCUUUUACACAAGAAGUUGUUGUUUGGCACAAGCUUGACCAUCCUAACGUUACGAAGUUUAUAGGAGCAACAAUAGGCUCCUCAGAUCUACAAGUACAAACAGAAAAUGGCCAAAUUGGCAUGCCGAGCAAUAUUUGUUGUGUCGUUGUUGAAUAUUGUCCUGGAGGUGCUCUCAAAUCUUACCUCAUAAAGAACAGGAGGAAAAAGCUGGCGUUCAAAGUAGUCGUCCAGCUAGCAUUAGACCUUGCAAGAGGGUUGAGCUAUCUUCACUCACAGAAGAUUGUCCAUAGAGAUGUCAAGACAGAAAAUAUGCUUCUGGACAAAACAAGAACGGUAAAAAUUGCAGACUUCGGCGUUGCUCGUGUCGAGGCCUCAAAUCCCAAUGAUAUGACUGGCGAGACUGGAACCCUUGGUUAUAUGGCUCCAGAGGUUCUCAAUGGCAAUCCAUAUAACAGGAAAUGUGAUGUCUACAGCUUUGGCAUCUGUUUGUGGGAAAUAUACUGCUGCGAUAUGCCGUAUCCCGACCUUAGCUUCUCGGAAGUGACUUCAGCGGUUGUCCGACAGAAUCUUCGGCCAGAGAUUCCUCGGUGUUGCCCGAGCUCGCUUGCAAAUGUAAUGAAGCGAUGUUGGGACGCUAACCCAGACAAGCGUCCAGAGAUGGAUGAGGUUGUAACCAUGUUGGAAGCAAUUGACACAUCGAAGGGUGGAGGUAUGAUCCCCAUCGAUCAGUCUCAAGGCUGUUUUUGCUUCCGCAGGUACCGAGGUCCUUGAACGAUGGCAGCAGCAAUAAUGCAACGUCGAAGAUUCGGAUUGUAAUUUGUCCAAUUGAAAAGGAACUGGAACUUGAGAAUGAAGGGAACAAGUAGAGUGAAGGGUAUAAGCUAGCUAUAUGCUUUCUUUCGUUGUAGCGAUUCCUUCCCUCUCCUUGUGAAGAAAAAAUGAGUAAAUUUUUCCAGAAAGAUAAAAGCUUCAAUGUUCUUCUGUUAACUUGGAUUGAACAUUAUUACAAAGCUUCGUUAAUAAUAUUUGGGCAAUGCUGUGGAUUUUCUUUUAAGGAAAGUUCACAAUUUCAUCAA
This is a messenger RNA of Cucurbita pepo subsp. pepo (vegetable marrow), 1706 nucleotides long. RefSeq names its product Protein kinase superfamily protein. Gene Ontology annotation, biological process: protein phosphorylation. Gene Ontology annotation, molecular function: ATP binding; protein serine/threonine kinase activity. NCBI's taxonomy places the organism in Eukaryota, Viridiplantae, Streptophyta, Magnoliopsida, Cucurbitales, Cucurbitaceae. Gene Ontology annotation, cellular component: plasma membrane. The record is from RefSeq and is a predicted model, not a curated record.